Sitodiplosis mosellana (orange wheat blossom midge) is the source of this 3693-nucleotide messenger RNA. RefSeq lists its product as uncharacterized. Lineage: Eukaryota; Metazoa; Arthropoda; Insecta; Diptera; Cecidomyiidae. Gene Ontology annotation, cellular component: nucleus. The transcript has 7 exons. Gene Ontology annotation, molecular function: DNA-binding transcription factor activity; cis-regulatory region sequence-specific DNA binding. The record is from RefSeq and is a predicted model, not a curated record. Gene Ontology annotation, biological process: regulation of DNA-templated transcription. The coding region runs from base 122 to 1858 and encodes 578 amino acids.
CUCAGAGUUUCCAUUUCUGGAUUUACAAUUGACGACUUUUGUGCGAAAAGAGUUUUGGACUCCAAAUUAGCGAAUAUAAUUGGAUAAUUUGGUGUUUAGUGACAAUUAAAAAAUUGAAAGCAUGAAAAAUCAAGAGAGUUCUGCCGAUUUUAACGGUCAUCAUGAGGCACAAAAGCGAAAGUGGCCGUACAGUGAAUCAAAUUCGUACACAAGUUACUCGGGUGACAAGAGUGUUAUCGCAAAAAAGAGCAUGAAUUCGUAUGAUUAUGACAAUUUCCAACCGCAUCAUCAGUAUAUCAUAUCGACUACAACGAAUGGGCAAGAACAACCAAACGAUGCGAACGAUGAUGGUUCAGUGAAUUGCCAAUCGUCGUCGGCGGCACAAAUGCUCAGCACAAUGGAAAUCAGUGAAAAUAUUGAAUAUGUGAAUAUUUUGUACGAAGACGAUUUGCUGACGAGCAUUCAAGCGCCGGUGGCUACGGAAACAAAUUACAUAAAUUUCGAACCGAAUUGGGGCAAUGCUGAUAUUUUGGAUCUAGAUCAAAGACAUUAUUACUAUGAAACAAGCAACACAAACACCGUUCAUCUCAAUCAUUUGAACGGUGGACAAUUGUCACAGCAGAACGAACAAGACACAUCAAUUCAUAUACAGCAACAACAACAGCAGCAGCAUCACCAACAAAUGACCCAUAAUGAGACACAAACAAAUCUUCAACUUGCCGAACAAAUAGCAAACAAUCACAUUCACAACGUUACCGAAUAUGAAAUCGUACAAAAUGUCUACCCAGACACAGAAAAUGGAAUGGACCAAUCUACAUCUAAUUUACCCAUUCACGACGAUUCGGAAGACAAGAAUCUGUCAUGGUUAUAUAAUUAUAAAUUGAACGAAUUGCCGCAUCUUUCACCCGAAGUGAAUCGAUCACGCACCGAAACUGGGUUACAAGUUGACAAAUUGAUUCAAGAAGCGACCUCAUGUGAAAUCGAACCGUCCAACACUGAUGCGAACACCGUUGACAAUCCAGCUAGUUUACCAAAAAAGCCACCAUUUACAUACACGGAGCUAAUUGAAUACGCCCUGGAAGAUAAAGGCGAAUUAACUGUAUCAGGAAUUUACAAUUGGAUAUCAGACCGUUUUCCAUUCUAUAAAUCGAAUGAUGACCGUUGGAAAAAUUCGGUGCGGCAUAAUUUGUCAAUAAAUCCGCAUUUUCGAAAGGGCAACAAAGCUCCGCAGGGCGCUGGUCACUUAUGGAUCAUCUCAACGCGUGAUUCGGAGGCUAAUUUGCUUGCCUGGGAACAUAAAAAGCAAAGACUGGAACUGUUCUUCAAAAUGGAAAAGACAUUUGGCCAAACCGAAGAGACAAACAAUGAACAAGUGCCACAAACAUAUGACGAAACAUCAGCUGCUGUUGCCAAUUUGACGACGAUAUUAGAGCGUCCAAAGACGCCGGGAGGAAUGAUUGACGUUCAAUACCAAAAGACGAUGCAUGCCAAUAGUAGCCAGAAUCGCGAGGAUGAUCUGAAGAAAAGUGCUGGCGAAAUACUUAACGGUGUGAAGCGAACCGUUGAAGUUCAAGUGCUCAAUCCAAAUACAUUUAAUUUCCAAGAUCAAACAAUACUUGAUUUCCCCGACUACUUGAACCCAGUACCAAAGGAUCAAAUCGUUCACGAGUGUGGUCUACGGUCAUCACGUAACAAUAAUAAUGAUUUUUGCAGCGAAUACUUUGCUGCAAGUGAUAUGGAACCGAUUGAAUUGGGCAUCAAUAUGAAUACAAGCGCUGACAACGACGAUGAUGGCCUCUUUGGAGAUGAGUUUAAUCUAAACUAUUUCAUCACACCGGGAAGCAAUAUCAUGACCUGAAGAGUGUGGUGGUGCCUUACACACAGAAAUAUUACAGAAAAAACAAAAAAAAAAUCAAGAAAUUGUUUAAGUGAGUGUUUUUUUUUUCAUUUCGAAUAAUGUGCAACACGGCGAACUAUGUGAAAAUGCCUCGUCAGCAGCACCACCAUCACGAGUGAGUUACAAGUGGUCAAGUGUUUUUUUUUUUCAUUACUAACGUGUAAUUUACGAACAUCGCAAAUAUUCGCAUGUAUUUAUUACAACAAUAAUUUAUGGUGUAAUGAGCAAUUGGAAUUUAAAUGUUUGAAAGUAAAUUUUGCGGCGGGCAAAAGAUAUUGAGCCGAUUCCAUGCUAUUUCUUCAAACGAUAAAAGAGAUUUAUGACCUUUUUAAUUGGAUAUGUUUUUGUUUUUUGUGUUUUGCUUAACGAUGAGGAUUUGUGUCCCAACCAAAGACGCGAUGAGUUGAGUAAAAUUAUGAGUAUAAAUUAUCGUUUCAUUGCCCAAUUUUUUAUUUUGAUGAUUGACAACGAAUAUGAGCAUUCUGCGAGUGAAGCCCAUCAAAGAAGCAAUCGGCAAGGUGAUAAGUACUACCACAAUUAUAACCAGCGACGUGCUCUCACAUCACGAACGUCAAAUGAGAGAGAGAGAGAGAGAGAGAGAGAGAGAGAGAGAGAGAGAGAGAGAGAGAGAGAGAAAGAGAGAGAGCACACAUUUAAAAGCUAAUGGAUUGAACCUCAAUGACUUAACAAUCAUCGCGCUUUUGCGGUUGCAUUCUUGUAUGGUUUUUUUUAAAUGGUUUUCAUCUGCAGGCGUAUGCGCCUCUCUUGCGCGUAUGAUGCAACAAAAGUAAUUGCAAUUCAAACCUUUUAUUAAAUCUAAUAAUUACGAUAUGAACUCGGGAUGGAAAAUGAAGAGGGAAAAAACGGUAAACCAAAGUGAUCGACGCAGCAAUAUUGGCCCUUGCAAUUAAUAUAUUAUUUCAGCGGCUUAAAAUCUAAUUGAUUUGAAAUCAUUGAUUGCAUUCAAAAGUGUUAACGCAGACUUAUAGCGAUUGUAUUUCAAUUGAAAACAUAGAAAUUCCAAAAGGAAAAUAUUAUUUAACAUUUUAUUUAUGGAAAAAAAAAGAGUUUUUUUUUCUCAUUGUUCAUAAAAUCAAACAGUCAUUUGGCAAAUGGUUGCUGACAAAGAGACUCUAGCACGAACACAAAAUCCUCCGUAAUUAUUAGCAAAAAUGUUGAAAUAUCUAACCACUCACACGCAUCCGCCACUGUUUUUACAUCGGUUCAAACGCCUUUCGAAGAAUUUCAACGUUGCGCGUUUUUCUCAAUCAGACAACAACAGACAAAAAAAAACGAUAUUUUUUUCUCAAUUAUACAAUUUUCCUCUGUUAUGUAAACAUAUUGUUCUUAACCGACGAAUAAUAAUCUGUUUGUAAAUGAAUAUCGCGGAAACAUGAUGUAAAGUAAUAGUGAAUGAAUGCGAGGGGGAAGUAGUUAUUUCGAAUUUUUUUCUGCAAACACAAGUAUUAAGAUUCUUUGCGAAUGUUUUAUGAAUGGAUUCAUGCACAUUCAUUCAUUAUGUUUAAGAAUCUUGUCAUUUGUCAGAAAAACCAGUAUUUGAUGUUAGAUUUAAUGGUCAUUAAGAAAUUAUUUAAAAUCCAUAUAGUCAUAGAUUUAGUUCGAAAUACGAUGAUGUAAUAUGUUUGUUUCACAUGCCAUUACCCAUUAACUUAUUCAAAAUCAUUUUUAAUAAAGAAAUUACAUGUGCCGCUGAAAAAUUCCGUCUGUAUUCUUAGUCUAUUGAAAAGUGAGUCUACGAUCUUUCCAAAAUCUCUUGGUUCUAACUAUUCACCAAA